Trypanosoma grayi is the source of this 3543-nucleotide messenger RNA. RefSeq names its product WASH complex subunit strumpellin. NCBI's taxonomy places the organism in Eukaryota, Euglenozoa, Kinetoplastea, Trypanosomatida, Trypanosomatidae. The transcript has a single exon. Gene Ontology annotation, cellular component: WASH complex; endosome. The coding region runs from base 1 to 3543 and encodes 1180 amino acids. Gene Ontology annotation, biological process: regulation of actin nucleation; endosome organization; actin filament polymerization. The record is from RefSeq and is a predicted model, not a curated record.
AUGAGCCGGCAGAAGUGGAAGCGGCACCGCUCCGAGUUUCUCGACGACGACUGCGGCCAGAACGCCCUGCAGUUGGCCGCACGCGGAAGCACCAUCAUUGCGGAGAUCCUGCGUCUCUCCGCACAUAUCCCGCGUGAAUUCAUCCGCCCUGAGGAGACAGAGUACGCUCCUCUCAUCAGCGACUUCCGCUACUUCAAGGCGCAGGACGAGUUCGAGAAGAAAAUCCAGGAUUCCAUUGAGCUGCUGCAGAAGGACGAGAUCUUCGCCAAGACCCACAUGGAGCUCCUUGAUCGCUUCUUCAAACUGUUCCGCGGUGUGUAUGGCUACGUGAUGGAGCUGAACCGCUUCAUUGAGGAGAUACGCGAGGGCAUGUACAUCUCGCAGACGCUCGAGUCUAUUCUGGUGAAUAUUGACGGCAAACAGCUGCUGUGUGAAAUUCUGCACCUCUACGGCGUAAUGCUGCUCCUGUUGGACUACAAGGUCGGGGGCAAGACGCGGGAAAACCUUCUCGUGAGCUACAUUCGCUACAAGGGCGCUGGCGAGCCCAACAUGGUGGAGGUGACGAACUUGUGCCGCACGACUGGGUACGAGUUCGACCAGACGCUUCCGGAGUGCUACCCGGUCUCGUACUUCAACCGCGUCCCCAUCGACAAGGAAGUGGUUGGCAUGGUUAUUGGGCGCAUCCGCUCCGACGACAUUUACCAGAUGGCGUACAACUUCCCCGCACCGGAGCACCGCAGUGCGGCACUUGCGCUGCAGGGGGCCGCACUCUAUGUGUUGCUGUUCUUCCGGCCAGAGAUGCUCCACCACGAGGGCCCUGUCAUGCGGGAAAUUGUCGACAAGCACUUUGCCGACAACUGGGUCAUCAACUACUACAUGGGCUUCACGGUGGACCUCACCAUCGCCUGGCGGGACUUCAAGGCGGCCAGCGCGGCCAUCAGCGGCACUGUUGCGGUGGACAACAUAGCGUACCACCUCGAGAGGAUGCGCGGCAGCAUGUCGAGCCUCAACACAUCCAUUGGGGAGGUGCUGCGGGAGGGCGUGUUGACGGAGCAGUACGUGCUGGACAACAUUCACUCCGUUCUGCUGCCCCGUAUCCGCGAGGCCAACGUGGUGCUGCGCUGGUUCAUCCUGCACACCACCCGAAACGGGCCUUGCAGUCGCUACCUCGAGAAGUAUAGGCGCGCGUAUGAGAUGGUGGCGGGCGGCGUCACAGAGGACGACAUCAUCACACUGCUGCUGCGCACCGCACAGCUGGAGUUUACGCUGCGCGCCAUGUUUACCGCCCUGCUGAAGCAGAAACGUGCCAUGUGGGAGGCCUCACGGGAGGAAGGAGCGAUGAAGAUGUCGAAGUUGUCGACAUUCUUCUCCGGGGAACAUGUGCUCAGCGACAAUGUACGUGACCCGCAGCUGGAGGCGUGGUUUGCAGAAAUAUCGGAGCGCAUAAAGGGGCUCGAGUACGCCGACAGCAUAGUUGCCAGCCGUAAAAUUCAAAAGUUGAUGAAGGCGCUUGAAAGCGUGCAGGAAUUCCACCAGAUUGACAGCAAUCUGCAGGUUGUGCAGUUCGUGCAGGACACGCGGUUUCUCCUGCGGCAGAUGAUACGCUACAUCAACAUUGAGAACAAGGUGCUCAUCACCAUCGCCACUGUUGGCGACCUGUCAUAUGCGUGGGAGCGCAUGGCCACGUACCGCUACUUUGUGGAGGCCAUUCAGAUGAAAAUCAAGCAGCGGCCGGAUCUUGCUGUGCAGAUGCGCGCCGUCUUCGUGAAGCUGGCGUCUAUGCUCGAGCUGCCAUGCAACCGCAUUGAUCAAGGAGCGCAGAAUGACGUGCGUCUCUUGGUGGCGCUGGAAACCACAUCGGAGUACUACUCUGGCGAGCUCGUCGCCUUUGCACGUGGUGUGCUGCACAUUAUUCCCAUCUCCAUCUUCGAUGUGCUGCGCCGCAUUAUGGACAUUCUAACUGACGGCCUGCGCGAGUGCCCAACGAAGUUGCUGCGCAAAGAGAUGAGGAACGAGAGCCAGUUGGCGGUCCGCCAGGUGCUCUCUUCACUCACGGCAGACAUCGCCAAGUACGCGAGCGGCAUUCUGGCGAUGGAGAGCACGCUUGUGGGCGUGAUUCAGGUAGAUCCCCAUCAGCUGCUGGAGGACGGAAUUCGCAAGGAACUCGUGCAGCAAAUUACACAGGAAUUACACGCCUCGCUGUUGUUUGAUCGCAAGAAGCCUCUUUCGGCCAAGGCGUUCGAUGAUGAGCUUGCCCGUCUCGCACGCAAGCUCAACGGCAUCCGUGCGUCCUUUGAGUACAUACAAGACUAUGUGAAUGUGCAUGGUCUCCGCAUCUGGCUGGAGGAGUUCUCUCGCAUCGUCAACUUCAACGUGGAGAUGGAGUGCAACGCCUUCAUGCAGAAAAAACUGUACCCGUGGAAGUCACAGUACCAGUCGGACAGCAUUCCGAUUCCAUACUUCCAACGCGCCAAGGAGAGGUCCGCGUACAGCUUCCUGGGCAGGAUCGUGCAGCACCUCCUCGCCAUGACGGAUCCCGUGCGGGCUGUAUUUAUGACGGCAUACGGCUCGUGGUUCGGCCGCGAUUCUCUUGAGGAAGUUGUUGGCACGCGCACCUUUACGAGCAUCUGCGAAGCGAUUGGUUCCAUGGGCCUCGGCGCACUUGACCGGCUGCUCUGCUUCAUUCUUGCAAAGGAUCUGCAGCUGCUGUUGAAGGCUAUUCGCGCGGCAGUGGAACCUGUGGAGGAGGAUGUGGCGGCGAUCGGCGAGCAGCUAUGCCCCGCCAGCGACACGCCGGCCAACGCGACGCAGGCCUACGAGAAGCUCGGGGCGGCGCUCGACAGUAGCAAUGCGCACUUUGCGGAGGUAACAAAGAUUCUUGUGCGCAUCGGUCGCAUUCAGCUUAUGCGUAUCAUGAUUGCAAACGAGCUGCGUUCUUUCUGCAAGCUGAACAGUGGCUCCCUCUUUGCCGCGCUUUCGACGGCGAACGAGGGGCUGCUGACGGACUUGCGCCACCACUACCACAACCCCGACACGCACGCGAUGCCAGGUGACGUUAUUGCCGUCAUCUCACCCUUCCUCGACUGCGUUGGCAUCAGCGAUGCGCUCUCGAAGGUGUACGUGACGCCGAAGCCGAUUCCUGUCAUUGUCUUCUACCUCCUCGCACUGACGCUACGCAACGUGCCACGGAUGCGCUACGACGAGCGCUUCGCUUCAAUGCUGCCCGCGCAGCCGAAGGACCUCGUCGAUUCCGAGGCAUUUGUGAAGGGACUGGCGCUCCUGCUGAAGCAAUUCCACUCGGACCAGCUGGUGUUGCUCAUGAGUCACCUGUCGCAGGCGGUGCGUGUGCGUGUGUGUGCCUUUGCCGAGCCAGCGGUGCCACGCCAACCCGAGGACGUUCUGCCGACGGAGGCGGAGACACUCACGCAUGUCAUGCACGCGCUGGCGGCGGCGUCUGGCACGCCUCUGCUCGACUUGCACCGUACGCUGCCGGCCGUGUUGUGUGGCGCUUUCCGUUUGCCCACCCAGCGAUCGAAAAGAUAG